GUCAGAAACACCCAAGGGGGCGCGGCAAUAUUUUUAAUCUGACCACAGAACCUGUUAGUUUACUCUUGCUUCCUCAAAGACAAAUCACACGCUGCUUCACAGCAAGUUCCUUGAUGUGACAGUUGCAAUAGAGAAGUGCUUUGAGCACCAGUGACGGAGGAGUCACAACCCCUGAACUGAACCCAAGCCUUAAUCCUUGACCUGUGGACCUUUGAGUCCUGACAUGACUGGGAAAGGUGCCAAAUCCCCGGCAGUAGACAGCCAGAAAUGGAGCAGCAGGCCUGGAUACUGAGGAGCCUCCUGGCCCAGCUGGAAAGUCAGGAGACAGCGGAUGAAGGCACGCCGAACAGCAUUGCCGGGGAGUUUGCGAGGUUGAAGAGUCUGUCAACCAAGUACCGUACUGACAAGACCUUACCCACCAAAACAGCAGAGAAGCAAGAAAACAUCAAGAAGAACCGAUACAAAGACAUUGUUCCCUUUGACCACACCCGGGUGAAGCUCACCUUCACCACAGCCAAAAAUGACAGCGAUUACAUCAAUGCAAGUUUCAUUCAGGGAGUUUCAGGGUCCAGGGCUUACAUUGCUACUCAGGGUCCUCUGCCCCACACAGUGGUGGACUUCUUGAGGAUGAUCUGGGAAUACAACGUCCAGGUUGUAGUGAUGGCAUGUCGAGAGUUCGAGAUGGGAAAGAAAAAGUGUGAGAUCUACUGGCCUCAAGGACAAGAUAAGUCAUUUGUCUGUGAGCCUUUCACAGUUUACUGUGAUUCAGAGGAAAAUAAAGGAGAUUAUCUGAUGAGGACUUUGAGGAUGACUCAUCGCAACUGCAGCCGAACUUUGAAACAGCUACAUUAUGUCAACUGGCCGGAUCACGGCGUGCCAGACUCCAUCCCUCCCAUUCUGGAUAUGUUGCAUGAUAUGCGCUCCUUCCAGGCUCAUGAGGACGUUCCUAUAUGCAUCCACUGCAGUGCUGGCUGUGGUCGAACAGGAGCUCUGUGUGUUAUUGACUACACCUGGAACCUCUUGAAGAACAACAUGAUCGCCUCCAAUUUCUGUAUCUUUGAUUUAGUGCAAAACAUGAGAACCCAAAGGCCCUCUGUGGUGCAAACCAAGGAGCAAUAUGAACUGGUCUACAGAACCAUCAAGUUUCUGUUUGAGAGAUAUUUGGAGAUCAUGGAUUCACAGACCUGUCAAAAUGAGUUAACACCAGCUGCACCUGCGAUCGUUCCUGCUGUCACGGCAAGCGAGCUCUCUGACAUCGGAGAAGACCUGGAUCUGAAGACGCGCUUCCAGCACCUGCUUGACGAGGAACGGGACGUAAUGCAGAACCACCACGCUCCCUCUGCUUCACAAACUCUCAUCCCUGUGAAAGCUGGCGACAUGCAAAGCGACUGGCAACAACAGCACCUUCUCAGAACCCGUGCAGAGGCCCUGAGCUCGGACCAGGACCUGCACGAAGAGCCCAGAACUCCACCUAAGCCGGUGCGCUUAAGUCAGAGAACUGAGGAGAGAGCACUGGAAAAUGAGGCCAUACCACCACUGAACCUUGCUCCUUCGCCAGCUGUGAGACACUCCAUUUGUCUAACGGUAGAAGACCCCUACUUCGAAACUCCGAUGAGCUCCCCUUCAUCAGAGGAGGCGCCCACAAACCCUGCUGAAGACCAGUGGACACGGAGCCCUGUCUUCAGUCCACCAUCACUGCUUCUGAACGACCAGACUAUGGAACCUAACUGUCCCGCCUCGGUGUGUGUUGUAGGAAACGUAGAAGUCCAUACAGACGGUGAAGCACCUCCUCCUCUGCCUGAAAGGACCCCCGAGUCUUACGAACUGGCUGGAAAUGCAGGCCCUGCAGACCCCUGUGAAAUGCUGUCAGUUAUCAUCCCACGUAAUGCUGCAGCCGAGGCUGUCCGGGAGUUGGGAGGCGGUCCACCGUCACCAGUCCCUCCACUUCCAGAGAGAACUCCUGAAUCUUUUGAACUGGCUUCUGACCAAGCUUCAUCCUCCGAGCAGAGGACAGCAGUCAAGCCCGCCGUGGACCUGAAUGUGAUUGGAGUCUCUUCAGAGUGGUCCGGCUACUCAAACCCAAACCCAGCUGCUGCUACGUUUCACGACGAGGCGAAAAUGUUCACGAGAAGCAAGAGUCUGAAAGUAAAAAUGACCUCCACAGCACCAGUAACAACGUUUGAUCUCACAUCUAAUGUGGCUUCAAACACCCUUCCAGACCCACCAACUCGUCCUCAGCUUCCUCAAACUGAGGAGGAUCCAACUCCUCCUCUUCCAGAGAGAACGGCUGAAUCGUUCAUCCUCGGAACAGAGGAAAUUCCUGGGAAAACCUCACUUCACCCAGACCGCUUCCAAACAGCAGACCCCUCAUCGCGGACCGGGACAUCGUCGGAGUGGGGCGGCUCCUCUCAGCCCAAGUUUUUUGACGUCAUCAUGAGCAGGAGCAAGAGUGUUCGAGCCAGAGGUUCAAGUCAAGAGCCCCUCACUGCAGCUCGGCAGCUCACUCCACUUCCUGUGGUUCUAACUGGAGGAGGAAGUGCACAAGGGAGCCAUGAUGGCAGCCACUGGUCGCCCCCGAGGACUAACAGCUCGGACAACACGCCGGACAGAAACCAGGAGAAGGCCAUGACGAGAUCAAAGAGUAUGAAAUUUUUCAGACCCAAACACAAAUCUAAGCCAGCCCCCACACCACCUCUCACUGAACCUGGAGCACUUUCGCAGUUGCCCAGCACUUCGUCUUCACCGUUCAAAUUUGGAUUUGGGAAUCGCUUCGGAAAGCCCAAAGGCCCCAGGAAGUACCCAGAGACCUGGGUUUGAGACCGCAGCUGCUCUUCCAGGGAUGCUCACAGUAAUAUACCGCAGCAGAUUUAAGCUUUAUUGCAUGUGUCCCAGCAGGAGGUGACACACAGUCAACGGACUUCACCUACGCAGCUUACACAGUCGCAUUCACUCACACACUCACAAAAGUGUUAAAAUGUGAAGACGGGGAGAAAUCGGGGAUCAAACCACGAACAUUUUGAUUGGAAGGCGACCUGCUCGGCUGAGCCACGGCCGCUCCACACUCAGGCAACAUCUCCCUGUCUGGGGCCAAUCAGAAGAGAAUCAGCGCUGCAACAAACACCUCAACGGCACCUGCUUUGAUUAGUUUGCGGGUUUUUUUUUUUUGCUUUCCAAAUUAUGAACUGUGGUUGAUUGUAAUCAUUGACAAGUGCCUUCUCAGACGACUCAGACAGCCGCUCAGAGCCGACAAGUUCAGGAGCCGACGGGACUAAUUUAACAACUCCUGCUACCAAAUGUGGUGCCUCCGGGAUAUUUGCUUGUGUGUCUGUGUUGGAAAUACAAAGGACAGGGUGAUAAAUCUACUUUACAUUACAUUCUAUUUAGUUUUGUCUUCAUGUGACAAUCCACACGUCCCCGGCAUGUUUUUGCUAUGAUUUUAAAACGAUACAGUGAAUGUAACGCAUAUUGAUUAUGCAGACGAUGAAACUGAAUUACAAAUACCUGUUAGAGACUAAAUUUAUUUAUUAAAAAAAUACUGAAAGUUA
This is a messenger RNA of Salarias fasciatus (jewelled blenny), 3545 nucleotides long. It is a transcript of the gene ptpn22, whose product is annotated as protein tyrosine phosphatase non-receptor type 22. Gene Ontology annotation, molecular function: non-membrane spanning protein tyrosine phosphatase activity. Bases 268 to 2817 code for a protein of 849 amino acids. The transcript has 26 exons. Gene Ontology annotation, cellular component: cytoplasm; nucleus. NCBI's taxonomy places the organism in Eukaryota, Metazoa, Chordata, Actinopteri, Blenniiformes, Blenniidae. The record is from RefSeq and is a predicted model, not a curated record. Gene Ontology annotation, biological process: negative regulation of T cell activation; protein dephosphorylation; T cell receptor signaling pathway.